CGAAAUUUGUACCUGCCGGGUAAAGACGUGUUUACGUGCGUCGUGUGAAAUUGUUAUACGUUUGAAAUGCCAAAAAGACAGAGUGGUGGUAGUGGUGAUAGUGGCCCUAGAAGGAAGAGGGGGAGGAAGUAUGAUAGAAUCUCGACAGCAGCUCUUGCUCUUCUGAUGAUGACCAAAGUCAUUUCAUCCACUACACCAGAGGCUUACAUUGGUUGCCGGGAAAUUAUCCGGAAAUCAAUGAUUAAGAGGGGCGUUCCAGAAGAGGUUAUUCCUAUUGUAACAGCAUCUAUUAGUAAGGGCACCCUAAAUCAGUAUGACAUAUGUUAUCGGAAAUGGUGGGAGUUUUGUGUUAAUCUGAAUUCUGAUCCACUAACGCCUAAUCUAAAAAAUAAUUUGUUUUUCUUCAAAGAACAGAUGAAUAACGAAUUAUCUUACUCUAGUCUAAACAUAUAUAGAUCAGCACUAAAUCUUAUCAUUGAACAGUCACUACAUGACGACCGAAUAAUAGAAAGAUUUCUGAAGGGUGUAUAUAACCUUAGACCACCAAUGCCAAAAUACCAAUCCACUUGGGACCCUGAACCAGUACUGUCAUAUCUAAAAACCCUCUACCCUCUUGAUUCAUUGACCAUAGAACUCUUGACAAAAAAACUUGUAAUGUUGCUGGAGUUAGCUUCUGGUGAGAGAGAACAUACCUUAUCCAAAAUUUCGCUAAAUAAAAUUUCAAAAGUAAAAGAUAGGAUCGAAAUAAAAAUUAGUGAAGAGCUCUGGAAGAAACAAACUUCAACCUGUUUUGAUACUUCCUUACCUUAAAGAAUGCCCUGAGCUAUGUGUAGGUUCAGUGUUAGAAUACUAUAUAGAGAAAACCAAAGAUUACAGAGAAUCUAAUACUUACCUUAUAUUAACGCAUAGGAAGCCCAUUCAUCAAGCUACAUCAUAGACAAUAAGCAGAUGGCUUAAAGAUGUAUUGAAAGCUAGUGGCAUAAAUACAAAAAUUGUUAGUGGACAUAGCACUCGUCAUGCCGCGACAUCUGCGGCAUCUCGAUCAGGAGUUAAAAUAGACACUAUUAAAAACUGCGCUGGUUGGACCGCAAAAUCUGAUGCGUUCAAUAGAUUUUAUAAUCUAUAUAAUGUUUGUGUGUGAUUGACGUUUAUGUACAAAAGACAGAUAUGAUUGAAGUUAUUAUUUGUAUCAAAAUUUGUGGAAAUUAAAUCACCUUAAUACGUAAACUGAAAAUAUAUUUUAUUUUAGAUAUUCAAAUCGCACAUCUUUCUUUAAACAGCUACGUGUGUAAUUACCAAUGAAGAAAAAGCGAAGUAAUAUUGAUAAGUUGAUUGACUUACCUGUAAGGAAGAUCAACUUUAAUUUUGCGAGCUUUUUCUUCCGAAGGUAAUUACGUCCCACCCUCCCACAACCAGUGCGAUUUGAAACCUUAUAGACAAAUUACGAAGUGACUACUGGUGGGACCAAGGAAUGUGGUUAUCUGCUUAUCUUUAAUUUUUUUGCUUCUAACUGUACCGGCAGGUAUGGAUCUGCGAUACCACGUGUGUAAUUACUUUCGGAAGAAAAAGCUCGCAAAAUUAAAGUUGAUCUUCCUUACAGGUAAGUCAAUCAACUUAUCAAUUCAAAUCACUACCAAUAAUGGGGCCUUCAGCUACUGAGCAUACCUCCGUGGCAUCAUCAAGAACAAGGAGAUCAAUGCACUGAGCCUCAAAGA
This is a messenger RNA of Acanthoscelides obtectus, 1715 nucleotides long. The record is from the annotation of a GenBank genome assembly. Lineage: Eukaryota; Metazoa; Arthropoda; Insecta; Coleoptera; Chrysomelidae.